AUGCAAUUAAAGGUGAUUCUGAACGUUAAAUUACGUUAGGAACUUUUUAAUUGAAGUCACCGGUGUCAUUCCAACGCGGGAAAAUCGUCAACGUCACCGCCUACUUGGUAAGAUUAAUUAGUUUAGCUAAUGUAAUUAUGUUGUGUAGUAAUUAUCUGAUAUUAAUGCGAAGUUUGAUUUACAUGUUUCAUGAUCUGUGUUCUGUCAUCUUCAUGAUUAAAUACAUUACAUCGUAUAUUGAUUGUUCCCUAUUUUACAGGACGGGUUUUAAUAAUCUAUAAAAUGAGGGAAUAACAGAGAUGUACUUGCAUAGCAAGUGACUUGAUCUGAGAUCGUGUGCUGAAACGAAAACAAUUGCAGCGUGGAAGGUGUUUGUAAGCCAUUUAAGAAACACACAAAAGCCGUUCGAUUCACUUCAACAUUUAAAUUUAAUUUGUCAAAAUGAGGGAAUAUCUAUUCUGAAUAUCCUUGACUUUUUUCAGCUGAAUUUCAAAUUGAAAAGAUUUUUCUUAUUUGAAUUACCAUCGCAACACACAUUGUUGUUCUUUCCCUCUAUUCGUGGGAAACAAACCCCAUUUAUUGGGACUAUACUUAUAUGAGAAUACGUACACACUCCUAUACAUACGUACGUACACGUAUAUUGAGUCUCUAUUAUAAACACUCAUAUUCUGUCUCCCGACAUCGUUUUUUCGCCGUGAUUUUUGCUUUUCUGUUGUGAUUAUUACUGCAAUGCAAUAUCUCUUAAGAUCGCUCCGAUUUCACCAGGACGUCCGUUUAUGGACUGCUUAUCCUUUAGACUGGGACAGCAUCUUUUAACCAUGUCUACAUUUCUUAAUUUUGACAUAGAUAUAAUUAUAUUUGCAGCAAAAUGUGAAUUACUAGAAUAGUGCCCAGUCAGCUGCAAGUAUUCUAAUGGUGAGUAGAAUAUAUAUACCUACAUUAUAUAUUUUCCACUCGUGUAAACAGUUUCACGAUAGAUAAAAACAAAAAAACUAAAGCACGAUAGAUUAUUCUGUCAGACUUUACCCAACUUUUAGGAAUUCCUCAAGAAUUAAUAUGGAGGACGUUAAUCACUCGGACACUUCAAAUGGAACUGUUUUUACCAAUAUAAAUACAGCUACAGAAACCGACAGAUGUGAUAAACUUGUAGACAAAAAUGUUCCUGAAUAUUACUGUGAGAUUUGUAAGAAGACAUUCUCUUCAGAGCGUGAAGUCUCCGUGCACAAAGAAAUACAUAAUAAGGUAACGGCCUAUCAUUGUGACAUUUGUGGAAAAUAUUUUGUCUCAAACAAUAAUUUAACGAUACACAGGAGGAUACACUCGGGUGAAAAACCGUUUCACUGUGAAAUGUGUGGAAAAUCAUUCUCUGAUAAUUCUAAUUUUGUAGUUCACAAACGAAUCCACACAGGAGAGAAACCUUACCAUUGUGAAAUCUGUGGAAAAUCAUUCUCCGAUAAUUCUAGUCUUGUAGUUCACAUACGCAGUCAUACAGGAGAGAAGCCGUUUCAUUGUGAAAUUUGUGGGAAAUAUUUUGUCAAGAAUGGCGACUUGAAAAAACAUAUAAGGAAACAUACAGGUGAAAAACCCUUUCCUUGUGAAAUCUGUGGGAAAUCUUUCUCUGAUAAUUCUAAUCUUGUCGUUCACAGAAGAAUUCAUACGGGAGAAAAACCAUUUCAUUGUGAAAUCUGUGGAAAAUCAUUUAACACCAAAGGUCAGUUAAAUAGACACAAACGAAUACACACGGGGGAAAAGCCUUUCCACUGUGAGGUGUGCGGAAAAUCGUUGGCGUCCAAUGGUGAUUUAACAACACACAAACGUAGUCACACAGGAGAGAAACCUUUUCCUUGUGAAAUAUGCGGCAAAUCAUUCUCUGACAAUUCUAACCUUGUUGUUCAUAAACGAAUUCAUACUGGAGAAAAACCUUUUCACUGUGAAAUUUGUGGGAAAUAUUUUGUUCAGAAUGGUGAUUUAAACAAACAUAAACGUAUUCAUACAGGAGAAAAACCAUUUCAUUGUGAAAUCUGUGGAAAAUCAUUUACUCAGAAUUCUUGCCUUAUUAUCCACAAUCGUAGUCACACUGGAGAAAAGCCAUAUUACUGUGAAAUCUGUGGAAAAUCUUUCAGCACUAACGGUGAUUUAACGACACACAAACGUAGUCACACAAGAGAGAAACCAUUUCAGUGUGAAAUAUGUGAGGAGUCCUUUGUUUAUAGAAGAUAUUUAACAGAACACAAAAGACUACACUCAGGAGAAAAACCGUAUAAUUGUGAAAUGUGUGGGAUUUCAUUUAGUAAAAAUAGUCUGUUAAAAACACACAAACAAAUACACACAGGAGGGAAAUCUCUUGAUUUAACAUAAAGAGUCCUUUUCUUAUGAAUCUAAGCUUUUUUGUUCAUCAUCAAAUACAGAUAGACAUUGGAGAAUAUCUAUAAUGGUGAGAUAUAUCAAAAAUCAUUCUCUGGUCUACAAAUGUGCUUUUGUUUGAGCAAAACCGCUUCACUAAAAUGUCUGGGAAAUUCUUAUUUGAGAAUUAUAACCUUGUAGUUAACAAAUUAAUAUGCACUGGACAAAACACUUUAUCAAUGUUAUAUAUAGCUCUAUGAAGUGGUGGUCCCAUGGCUGUUUAAAAUGUUAUAUAUAGCAUGAGGUUAGUCUUCGCUUGUAAUCCACAGCUGAAUACAAACUGAAGAAAGAAAAAUUAUUGUGAAAUACAUUGGAAAAUCAUUCUCUGAGUUGUGGUCUUGUAAUUCAAAAGCAUUCACUGGAAAAAGAUCUGCUCACUGU
Octopus sinensis (East Asian common octopus) is the source of this 2784-nucleotide messenger RNA. RefSeq names its product zinc finger protein 239-like. Gene Ontology annotation, molecular function: DNA-binding transcription factor activity, RNA polymerase II-specific; RNA polymerase II cis-regulatory region sequence-specific DNA binding. NCBI's taxonomy places the organism in Eukaryota, Metazoa, Mollusca, Cephalopoda, Octopoda, Octopodidae. Gene Ontology annotation, cellular component: PcG protein complex; nucleus; transcription regulator complex. Gene Ontology annotation, biological process: regulation of transcription by RNA polymerase II. The coding region runs from base 1057 to 2358 and encodes 433 amino acids. The record is from RefSeq and is a predicted model, not a curated record. The transcript is spliced from 2 exons.